This is a messenger RNA of Phaedon cochleariae (mustard beetle), 2028 nucleotides long. The record is from the annotation of a GenBank genome assembly. Lineage: Eukaryota; Metazoa; Arthropoda; Insecta; Coleoptera; Chrysomelidae.
GUGGCGUUAGAGACUUUUGCUAGUGUUUACUUGUUUAGAAGAAUAAAAUAAGGAAAAAUAAUUUCAAUUUUCUAUAUAAUUCCAACACACAAUAAAGUAUUGGACUUCUACAACUUAUAAUUGAUAUAGAAAAUGCUUACUGAUAAGUGUUCAAUUUGUUUGAAUAUGGCCGAAACCACAAAAAAAUUGGAAGAUGUAGAUGAAAAGAAUAUAAAAUGGUCCAUGAAACUGCAAUAUGUUGUACCAGAAGUGGAAUGGCAGGGAUAUUACUCAAUUUGUGGUACUUGUAUCAAGGAUUUGAAAGCUUGUUGUGUAUUCAAAGAGCUUUGUUUGAGUUUGUUGAAUGCAAAAUCUGAAACAAAAACUUUACAUUUCAAAGAAGAUUAUGAUAGUGAUGUACCUAUGGUAUCUGAACCUGUUGAAGAAGAUGAAAAAGAUGUUUUCAUAUGUUAUCACUGCGACAAAAGUUUCGAUGAUAUAGAUCUUCUGACAGAACAUAUUGGAAAGGAGCAUAAUCAUAGUUCCCUGAGAGUAUCUGAGUACAAAAGUAGCAGAAAAUGUUUACAUUGUAGCAAAACAUUUACGAAUGAUUCUUCUCUUGAAGAGCACACCAUUCAGUGUGAUGUUGUAAGAAGACAUACACAAAUUGGUAAAAAGGAACAUGAAUGUGAUAAAUGCAAACAGAAUUAUUCGUCAAAAGACAAAUUAAGACAACAUGAGAAACGUUGUACUGUAGAAUUUAUUGAUUCUAGAUUUCGGUGUAUGAAUUGUAAAACAUCAUACAAACAUUUGAAAGCCCUACUGAAGCAUAAAAAGCUGUGUUUCCAAAAGGAAAUUGAAAAUACCUUGAUCUUUUGCGAAGAUUGUGAUGAAUAUUUCAAGUCUCAUGAAGAUCUCAGCAUACAUGUCAAGAAAGAGCACCAAGAGCGCAUUAUUCAUUGUGACUCUUGUGAUGAAUCCUUCAUUUCCAAUGAGGAAUAUAUUAGUCACAGAAGAUUGAAGCACAAGGAAACUAAGAGCAAGGAAAGGAGUUAUAUUUGUGACAUAUGCAAUGAACAGUUUAGAUUCGUGAAAGAUAUUAUCAAACACUAUAGUAGUGUUCACUCCAUAGAAGAAAAGCUAGUAAAACCACAUAGUUGCAAUAUUUGCAGCAAACGAUUCAGAGCUUCCACAAAUCUCAAUAACCACAAACGAUAUCAUGAAAAAACUAGAAUGAAUAUAUGUAGUAUGUGUGGCAAUAGUUUCAAAACUAAAGGAGAUCUUAUAAGACACGAGACGCUCCACUUGAAUGAGAGAAAUCAUAAAUGUGAUAAAUGCGGAAAAGCAUUUAAAACGAUGGAUAAUUUACGUUUUCAUUGUCUGAUAGUCCAUACCGAUCAAUCAACUUGGAAAUUUGUUUGUCAUGAAUGUGGAAAAAGAUUUCCUCAGAAAUCUGGCUAUGAGCAGCAUCGAAAAAGACAUCUUGGAGAGAAAUCAUUUCUUUGUACACGUUGUGACAAAGCUUUCAUUACUAAUAAUGAAUUGCAAAAGCACAUGUUUCAUCACUCUAAUAAUAUGAAAUAUACGUGUGAUCAAUGUGGUAAAGAAAUCAAACACAAGAAAAGUCUUGAAAUACAUUUAGCCAGAACACAUGGUAUAGGAGAUGCAAAAAUACCUGUCAGAGAUAGGAAACAUGCUUGUGAUUUUUGCUAUGCGAAAUUCUAUGAUAAAUCGAAAUUAACCAGACACAUUCGCAUACACACUGGUGUCAGACCAUUUUCAUGUUUUGCUUGUAACAAAAAAUUCAACGAUAACUCUUAUUUGAAGCAACAUUUGAAGAAUUUUCAUCAAAUCAUUGAGGAUGCUGAUGGACUGAAUGAUCAUACAUGAUUUUUUAUAUUAGUCUGAAGAAAUCAGAAUUAUCUCCAUUUUAAUUCUUAAUAGCCAACAAUUGCGAAUGACGAUAAAAAACCAUCUAUAAUAAAUAACAUAUAAUCAAUCAAAAUAGAUGUUUUAUUCCACCAAACAAUAUUGUAAUCGAGAUGAAAA